Messenger RNA from Plasmodium gallinaceum, 5151 nucleotides. It is a transcript of the gene DOC2, whose product is annotated as double C2-like domain-containing protein, putative. The record is from RefSeq and is a predicted model, not a curated record. NCBI's taxonomy places the organism in Eukaryota, Apicomplexa, Aconoidasida, Haemosporida, Plasmodiidae. The transcript has 6 exons. Bases 1 to 5151 code for a protein of 1716 amino acids.
AUGUUCGAUAAAUUUAAAGGUAUUAUUAAUAUAAAUAAAGGUAACAUAGAAAAAGAAGAACCAAAAAAUGUUGAGGUAAACGAAAAUCAAGAUUCUAAUGCACCAUCACCUGAUGAAACCCCAGCUGGGGAAGCUGAUGAAAAAACAUUUUUUGAUGAAAUGCUAGGGGCACCUCAAUAUACUUAUGAUGAGUUUUUGGAAGUUCUAAGAGCCCCACAAGAAGAAAGAGGAGAUACAGAAGAUGCAAAAAAGCAUUGGGGAUAUCCUAGAAGAUGGAAAGUUAUAUUGUGGGAUUUACAAAUUCAAAAUUAUAUGAAUAAUGAUUUUAAUGCUUUUGUAGAUUUUGAUUUUGGUGGUAAUAGAGAAGAAUGUAGGAUACAAAGAGGAACGACUAUGAAAAUAUAUGCAAAAGGAAAAACAAAAAACAGCCUUAGAACUCAUGUUGUUUCUAAUGUUGCAGCAGAACAAAAAAAAAGUAUGAAUUUCAGAAAUGUUUUUGAAUAUAGAGGUUCUUAUUUAGAUUUAGAAAAUGAGAAAUUAAGAAUAAAAGUAUGGGAAUACAAACAAUUUACAUUAAAUAAAUUAGAAGGAAUAUAUGAAGAACCAUUGCUAUCUUUUGCUGUUGGAGAAGUAUAUAAUGAAACAACUCUAUAUAAAUUUAUAAAGAAUUCAAGAGUUAAACGUUGUCGUUUAUUUUUUCAGUUAUAUUUUCAAGAAUUAUAUGAUUUUGAACUAUCUUUUUUAAAUUGGUCUUUUAGUGAUUUAUUGUCUUCUGCAUGUAUGCAGGCUAAAAGCUUGAAUUAUCUUGGGGAUCCAAAUAAAAUAAAAAAAAGAUAUAUAGAUGAUGGGAAAUGUAGAAUUUUCCCAUCAGUGUGUAAAAAUGUAACGAAAUUAAAAAAUAAAAAUAAGUUUGGUAAAAAUAUGGCUGACAAAAAUAAGAACCCAAAUUUUUCUUUUAAUACUGCAGCUUCAGAGGAUUCAAAUGAUAGUGAAAAAAAUGAUGAAACUACAAAAAACUUAGAAAAACUGUUUUUUCGAAAUUUGAGCUUAAUGCAAAAUAUAGAAGAAAAUGAGGAGAUAUCCUAUAAAAAUUUAGAAAAUGUGAAAUUGCCUAAUCCUAGGGUAACAAUUACAUUAACACAUACGCCAAAAGGUCAUGAGGGGUUAAGUUUAGUAUCAAUAGAACAAAAAAAUAUUGAUUUUCCUAUAUGGGAAAAUUUAGGAGAAAUGUAUUUUAGAGGAACACUAAGAGAUCUUGAUGUUUCCUAUUUGAAUAUUAAAGUAGAAGAUAUGUCAGCUCCUAAGCCAAUUAGAGAAAUUGGAAUUUGUCAGAUACCUUUAAAAGGAAUUGUUGAUUACCCGUAUGUUAUGCAUGAAUUAGAAGCACCUUCAUGGCUUAUUGAAGAAGCAAAAUAUGAAGGUUGGGAAAAAAAACUAGAAGAAUGGAAACUGGGGACUUUAGAGGGAAAAGUUGUGAUUGCAAGAGUACCUAGGUACAGGCAAAUAGGAGAUAUUUAUCAUAUAGAUCAUAGAAAUUAUUAUUUAAUUGUUCAUAUAUUAAAUAUAGAUCAAAUUGUUACUAUAGAUAAUAUUAAAGAAUUAGAUAGUUAUGUAGAGGUUUCUUUUGAUGAAACUAGUAGAAGAACUAGAUUAAUAAAGAAAACAUUGAUCCCUAAUUACGACAGUCUCAUUUCUAUACCAUUAAGAUUUAAUAAUAAAAAUGAAAUAAAUUACCAAAAUUUUAGUAAAAAAGGACGUAUAUAUAUAGAUGUAUGGGGUAAAACAGAAGACAUUAUAUAUAUUGGUGGAACUUCCAUAAAUCCAUAUGAAAUUUUUUUUAAUGAAAAAAAUUUAAAAAGAAGUACAACUAAAUUAGAACAUAUAGAUUUAGAAACUAAUGUAAAAACAAAUUAUGAUACAAUUGUUUUUAAAGGAUGCAAAAAAUUGUCAUUUCUGCAUGAUGAUCAAAGGAUGUCAAACAUUCACUUUAGUAUAUGGACUUAUCCAGAUAUAAUAGGUAAUGAUAAUGAUAAAAUACGUGCACCACCAGUUUUUAAUACUACCAUGAAUUUUCCAAUAAAAUUAGCACAAAAAUAUGAGAAAUUAAAAAAAUUAUAUUUAGAAGUAUUAAAAACAAUAAAAGCCAUACCGGAAAGUUGCACUGACAUUUCAACUUCUAAAAGAUUUUUUAAUUAUGAAUUAUGUAAUCAAAGAAAAGAAUAUCAUUUUUUGCCUACAUUAAUAACUAAUAUAAAAUCUCCAUACUGUGCUGAAUCAACUAACGGAAUAUUUCAUUAUAUGCGGUGUAUACCUUUUAUUCAUAAAAAAGAAAAUUUAGCAUUUACACCUGAUUUUACUUUGCAAUUAAAAGGAGGAAAUGCCUUAGAUCACAGUUUAUUAUUAUGUAGUUUGUUUUUAGGUAUACCAGUUAUUUCUUUUGUAUGUUUUGGAACUUUAUGGGAUAAUCAAAAACAUUCAUGGGUUGGAACUUUUGAAUUUAAUGAAGAAAAAAAUUAUGGUGUUGUAAAAUUUUGGGAGACAACAACUGGUAACGUUUAUUUCUUAAAAAAAAGAUUUGUAGAUAUAAAUAAACUCAAAAGUAUAGAAAUAAAAUUAAGUGAAACAAAAUAUAAAUCACAUUUAAGAGAUGGAUUUUUACAGAGAAACAAUGAAAAUAAUGCAAGUAUGAGUAAUAUUAAAGAAGAAACAAAAAGGCAUAUUAAGCAACUAUUUAAAAAUAGGCAAGCAGAUAUACCCAUAGGUGGACCAUCGUUGCCUUAUAAGACUAUAGAUCUUAUAUUUAAUAACAAAAAUAUAUAUUUAAAUUUGCAAGAUCCUAAUCCAUUAAAUAUUUGGUAUGAUUAUUGGAGAUUUGAUUUUUGGUUUCCUUUUUCUUCUAUUGAAUACAAUAUACAACCUUGUUUUACUAUAAAAAGUUUUAGUCAUAAAAUUGAAGAUAUGGAAUUAGAUAGAAUUGCAAAAGAGCUUAGAAAUAAUAUUGAAAAAAAUAUUACCAUUUUUAGAGCCUCAAGGAAUUUAUCUACUCGUUGGAAUCGUGAUGAAACUUUAGAAUUAUUUUUACAGGUUGGUUUAGAACUACUUCACCAAUUAAAUACUUCAAGGAAUGAAGAUGCAUUGUUAGCAAAAGUAAAAAUUGAAGAUUGGAAGAAAGCUUUAUAUUAUAAAGUACCUCAAAGUCAUAGAUUAUUAGGAUUUCCUUACCAUUUUAAUACACAUAAAUCUAAAUUUAUUUCUGACAAACUCAUAAGUACUUUAGCUAUUCUAGAAUCUAGAGAUAGAUCAUUAUGUCUUUCUUUAGCUGUUUGUUUAUAUAGUCUUCCAGGAGGUUUUAUAUCUGUGUACAUUUAUAUAAUAACUUGUGUUAAAAUAACACAGAGAGAAUUAAAAAAAAUGGAAAUUAUCAAAGAGAAGGCACAAAGAAAAGCUGAGAUUAAAAAUUCAAAGAAAAAAAAAGAAAUAGAACUUCCUCAAAAUUUAGAUGUUAAAAAUAUUGAAGAGAUAGACAAAAAAGAUGACCAAAUUUUAAACCCUUUUGAAGAUAUUCUAAAAUAUGAUAUAUUUAAAACAGAAAAUGAUAACGAUAAACAAGAAAAGGAUAAAGAAGGAGAAAUAGGAGAAAAAGAAAAAAUAGAAAAAGAUAAAGAAAAAAAAAAAUUUAGGCAUAAAAAUAAUUCAGAAGAGAAAGGUAUGAAUAAUAAUUCCUCACAAAAAGAUAAUGAAAACUCUAAAAAUAAUAAACUUAGAAAAGCUGUAGAUUUAGUUAAUUUGGUGCAAAAAUUGAACAAAAGAGACACUUCUAAUAAUGAAGAUAAAGAAAUUAUGGGUGAUCAUAAAGAAGAUAAUGCCUUAAAAAUAACUAAUAAUUUGAACAAGAAGGUUUCAAUAAAUGAUGAAAAAUAUAUAGAUGAAAUUAAGAAUGAGGUUGAAGGUACUAUAAAUUCACUAAAUGAAGUAGGCAAAAAAUUUGAAAAACAGGAGCUUACAAAAAGUAUAAGUCUUAAAAAAGAUUCUCAAAAAUUAGGUAGUAAAGAUAUGAAAGAAGAAAAAGAGAUCCUCAAAGAGAAAAAAAAAAGUAAAGCAAAUAAAAAGAAAAAAAAAGAAUUAGAGUGUGAAUAUUCAAGUAUAUCAAAAAACUAUUUUGAAGAAGAAAAAAAAAAAUUACAAGAAGAUAUUGAAAAAUUGGAAAAAGAAAAAGAAGAAUUUAAAAGACAAAAAAUUCUUCGAGAAGAAAAAGAAAGACAAAUGCUUUUAGAAGAAAAGUUAAAGUUGCAAAAAGAAAGAGAAUUAUUUGAAAAUGAGAGAUUGGAAAGACAAUUGUCACUUAUUUUAAAGAAAAAUGAAUGGAAAAAAAAAGAAGAAGAAAUAAGAAGUAAAGAAGAGGAAAGAUAUAAAAAAAUGGUUGAAAGGGAGGAAAUAAAAAAAGAAAAUGAUGAAAAAAAAAGAAAUAAGAAAAGAGAAAAAGAAAGAGAGAGAGAAAAAGGAGAGAGGGAAAAAGAAAGAGAAAAAGAAAGAGAAAAAAAAAGAGAGAAAGAAAAAGAAAAAGAGAAAGAAAAAGAAAGAGAGAAAGAAAAAGAAAAAGAAAAAGAAAGAGAGAGAAAAAAAGAAAGAGAAAAAGAAAAAGAAAAAGAAAAAGAAAGAGAGAAAGAGAAAGAAAAAGAAAGAGAGAAAGAAAAAGAAAAGGAAAGAGAAAUAGAAAGGAAAAGACAAAAAGAAAAUGAACUACGGAAAAAAUAUAUAGAUACAAAUGAACAUGAGAAUAUAAGUAGUUUUGACGAAAAAUUAGAUUUGAAUCAAAUAUGUUCAAGAAAUUCAAAUAGUGAAAGUGAAAAAAAAAAAAAAACAAUAAAAAUACAUUAUAAUCGAAAGGAAUAUAGUGUAAAUAGCUCCAGUUUUACAGAAGAUAAACAUGUAAAUAUAAAUGAUGAUUUAAAAGAAGGAAAUAUAGCCAGGUAUUUGUAUUAUAAAACAAAAAAUGAAAAUAUUGGUAUACGAAAUUAUGGUUAUGAUGAACCUUAUUAUGGUAAAGAUAUGAAAAAUGUGUCAUACAAUGAAAUGAAAAAAAGCGAUUUAUUUAAAGGGUUUGCUGUUCCUUCAAAAAAAAAAAAAAUUUUAAUAGUAAAGAAACAAUAA